GCCAGGGGAAUGUCUGAGGGUGUCUGAGAGAACCGGUGGGCAGGAGAGAGUUUGGAAGACAGGGUGCAGGAAACGCAGAGUUAAAAAUACUCAUUUGGUUACUAGAAAUAGACUCGGUUUUUUGGACAACUUUAUCAGCAGCAGAAAAGUUUGGCGCACCCAUUGCUUGUGUGCUUUUUGCGUAAAGGACAGGACCCAGUAUUGAGAUCAACCAAAACAACCGCACACAAGGAGAAAGAAAAGACGUUUGAGCAGCACUUUUUUUUCUUUAAAGAGGAACUGAAACGAGUGGAUCUGCGUUGCUUUGGCCCCAUCUGUGGAUAAUCUCAUUUUCAGCAUCUGCCCAAAUCACAGCAAAACGUUCUCUCUCUGCGCACAACUUUGAAUCUUUGCGCUGUUGGGAUGCGGUGAUGGAGUCCGGUGAUGUUUCUAAGAUGACUGCUCCUCUCAUCAAGCGCGUUUUCAGAUGUGAUCUCCUGUCAAGAAAAACCAUAAACGGGUCUAAAUGGUCGUUUUUGAUCCUCAUCGUCAUUUUAUCUGCUUGGCCAAUAACCGCAGGCACACUGACAGAUUUGGAGUUUGAGCGGAGUCCCACUACUGUCAUCUCUUCCCUGGGAAAACCUGUCAAGAUGCACUGCGCCCUGAAGGGUAGAGGGGGCGAGGAAGAAGACCCCCCUGACGUCAUUUGGAUGAGAGAUGGUGUGGUGCUUCCGUAUGCCGACACCAACCAGUUCCAAGGCCACACUGGCAGCAACAGUUGGAAGAUCAUGAGCACGCUCAGUAUUGAGAAGGUCCAGCUUCAAGACAUGGGCUCCUAUCGAUGUGCUGUUCUAUCAGAAGGCCACAACACUUUUUCCGAUGAGGGGGGCAUUCAGCUGGAGGGCCUUCCUCACUUCUCCACGGAGCCUCAGCACAUGUCUGUCGUGGCCAACGUCUCCCUGAGUCUGCGAUGUGUGGCCCACGGACCUCCAGAGCCAGUCAAGGUCAUCUGGUUGCAGGAUGGCGCUCCUCUAAACUCCCUGACAGACCCGGUGGCCCUGUCGCCCUCCACACUAAACCUCACAGGUUUGAACAGGACCAGCACUUUUUCUUGUGAGGCCCAUAAUGGCAAGGGUGUGGCUACCUCUGGAUCUGGUACCAUCACUGUUCUCCCAUCCCAGCCUCAGAAUGUGAGAGCUGUAAACACCACUCAGACUUCUCUCCGUUUGUCAUGGCAGCCUGGUUUUGGAGGCGACUACCCAAUAAUCCGUUGCUCUGUUCAGGCCAAACGAGCGGGCGAGACCUUCACAGCAGGCCCAGAUGAGAUGAUCCACAACCAAAAUGUGAACAUCCCACCAGCCACACACCUCAUCGGGGACCUGAAGCCCCACAGUCGCUACGCUGUCAGGGUGGCCUGUCACAGCAGCCAGGGCCCGUCUGAGUGGUCUCUCUGGGUGGAGCUGCAAACAUUAGAAGGAGUGCCAGAAAACCCACCAGAUAAUGUGACAGCGGUUCUAAAUGGGACAGAGGUGCUGCUUACGUGGGAGGAGCCUCCAGGGAAGCUGAACGGAGAUCUUCAGGGCUACAAGGUUGAGUACAGCACACCGUCCACACGGCAGACUGUUUUGAAUACUACAUUGGACACAGAGCUGUCAAUCAGUCUGUCUCUCCCCUUGUCCAAUGUGACUUUUCGAGUGUGUGCCUAUACAGGGGCAGGGCAAGGACCCUGGACCCCUACACAAACUCUGACCCUUACUGCUCCCGAAAUGGAGGAAUUUAGAGGUCUGUCGUCGCCCCCAGCCUUUUCCUGGCACUGGUGGUAUGUGGUGAUGGCCAUCGCCGGCGCCGUAGCCAUAGCUGUGCUCAUGGCUGUUUACGUGGCCAAGCUGCGGCGCAAGGAGACACGCUUUGGAGAGGCAUUUGAGCCCAUGAUGGAGAGCGGGGAGCUGGUGGUCAGGUACCGUGCUCGCCGCACAUACAGCCGAAGGACAACAGAAGCAACACUGAACAGCCUGGGCAUCAGUGACGAGCUGAAGCAGAAGCUCCAAGAUGUGAUGGUGGACAGACAUAAACUAACCUUAGGAAAGACCCUGGGAGAAGGCGAGUUCGGCUCUGUGAUGGAAGGGUUGCUGACUCAGGAGGAGUCGGUUCUCAAAGUCGCAGUCAAGACUAUGAAGAUCGCCAUCUGUACUCGUUCAGAGAUGGAGGAUUUUCUCCGUGAGGCCGCCUGCAUGAAGGAGUUUGACCAUCCCAACGUCAUGAGGCUUCUGGGUGUGUGUCUGCAGACUGUGGAGAGUGAAGGUUACCCCUCCCCUGUGGUCAUCCUGCCUUAUAUGAAACACGGAGACCUGCACAGUUAUCUGCUAUACUCAAGGCUGGGAGACUGUCCUGUGUAUCUCCCGUCUCAAAUGCUGGUAAAGUUCAUGACCGAUAUCGCCCGAGGAAUGGAAUACCUCAGCAACAAGAACUUCAUCCACAGAGACCUUGCUGCUCGCAACUGCAUGCUGAAUGAGAAUAUGAACGUAUGCGUGGCCGACUUUGGUCUCUCCAAGAAGAUCUACAACGGAGAUUACUACAGGCAGGGACGGAUCUCCAAGAUGCCUGUCAAAUGGAUUGCCAUCGAAAGCCUGGCUGACCGCGUCUACACCACAAAGAGUGAUGUGUGGUCAUUUGGAGUCACCAUGUGGGAGAUCGCCACACGGGGCCAGACGCCGUACCCUGGAGUUGAAAACAGUGAGAUUUAUGAUUACUUGAGACAGGGUAACCGUCUCAAACAGCCUCCGGACUGUCUGGACAGCAUCUACGCCCUGAUGUUCUCCUGCUGGCUGCUCAGCCCCAAGGAUCGCCCAUCCUUUGAGUCCUUGCGCUGCGAGCUGGAAAAGACCCUUGAGGAUCUGCCAGACACCCAAGACCCAGAUGAGAUCUUGUACGUCAACAUGGACGAGUCUUCCAUGGAGCUUGGGGCUGUCGGCGGCCGUGACCCCAUUGGUGGACCGACCCCUCUGUGCCUGAAAGGCCUGGACUCUGUGACCACAGUGGAGGUCCACCACCCGAACCGCUACGUCCUCUGCCCUCAACAUGAAACCAAUCGUGCCCUCUCUGACUCCAUGGAGAGUCUAGACAUGCCGGUGUCGUCCUCCACAGCCACGCUGCCUCUACAACCGUCCUGCCGCUCCACUCCCAACGCCACCCCAGCUCCAACCCCGACUGUAGAGCUGCUGGAGGACAUGGAAACAUCCAGGAAAAUGCCCUGGCAAUGAUGCUUUUUCACUUUACAAAAUGACAAGACUGGUCCCUGCCAGAGUGCGCCGUCCUUUUACCCCAGUCAGAGAACUAGAUCCAGCCUGUUCCUACUGACUGUAAGAAACCUAAU
Molecule: messenger RNA, 3352 nt
Organism: Scomber japonicus (chub mackerel)
Lineage: Eukaryota; Metazoa; Chordata; Actinopteri; Scombriformes; Scombridae
Product: tyrosine-protein kinase receptor UFO
Exons: 20
Coding region: 411-3239 (942 amino acids)
Biological process (GO): cell migration; cell surface receptor protein tyrosine kinase signaling pathway; positive regulation of kinase activity
Cellular component (GO): signaling receptor complex
Molecular function (GO): protein binding; transmembrane receptor protein tyrosine kinase activity; ATP binding
Source: RefSeq, a predicted model, not a curated record